CCCCGCCUUCCUUUCCCAUAAACAGCUCAAAAACAAGUUGCAGAGCAAAACAACAGCCAAAAAGAAAAAACAGGGAAAAACAUGACUACUGCAGGAAUGAUCUCUUCUUCCUUUCAAACCAUCUCCAAACCCAAUCUCUCAACUUCAAAAUCCACUCUUAAUCCAUCUUCUAAUCUCCCCUUCAAUACCCAUUUGCCAAAAUCAAACUUUGCCUUCAAAAAUACUAAUUACAAACCGAACAGAGCACGUCCAAUUAAGGCCGCCAUGGCUGAUACAGUGUAUGUAAAACCAGAAAGCUUUUACUAUUUGUUGGGUAUAUCAGAAAAUGUAAGUAUUUCAGAAAUAAAGAAAGCUUAUAAACAACUUGCAAGAAAAUACCACCCCGACGUUUCGCCACCGGAACGCAAAGAAGAAUAUACAAAGAGGUUUAUCAAAAUUCAAGAAGCAUAUGAGACUCUGUCUGAUCCAAAAGCUAGAUCUUUGUAUGACAGAGGUAUGGCCAGUGGAGGACUAGACUUAAACUCGAUUUUCUCUACUGGGAAGAGACACAGAAGCCAAGACGGAUUUGACGAUAGAAGUGACUGGGAACAAAAAUGGCAGUCUCAGCUUACGGAGUUAUUAAAAAGAAGUAAUUAUAAAGAUUCAGGGAGUAUGAGUUGGGGAGCUAGAAUGCGUAGCCAAAGAAGUUACUGCAAUUAGCGAGUUGUUAAUCCUUAAUUAGAGACUAGUGAAUGCAUAUAAUUUUUGUUUUCUCUCCUUUUUUGAGUUGUAAUGGCGAUUAGAUGGAAAGAAAAUUACCACUCAAAAGAAUGUAAUCAGAAAAUUUGAAGGAGACUUCUCUUUGAGUUUAUGAAAAGAAUUAGCCUUGAGAACAUGGUAUUUGAUCA
Molecule: messenger RNA, 887 nt
Organism: Jatropha curcas
Lineage: Eukaryota; Viridiplantae; Streptophyta; Magnoliopsida; Malpighiales; Euphorbiaceae
Product: chaperone protein dnaJ 20, chloroplastic
Cellular component (GO): chloroplast
Source: RefSeq, a predicted model, not a curated record